Messenger RNA from Schistocerca nitens (vagrant locust), 1485 nucleotides. RefSeq lists its product as uncharacterized. NCBI's taxonomy places the organism in Eukaryota, Metazoa, Arthropoda, Insecta, Orthoptera, Acrididae. The coding region runs from base 7 to 1485 and encodes 492 amino acids. The record is from RefSeq and is a predicted model, not a curated record. The transcript has 7 exons.
AACAACAUGGAAUGGAACAUGACAACGCUGCAAACAGAUGAUCUGAGGCAUCAUAUCCUGUCCCAGUCAGUGCAUGCUGUUCGACGCAUCACAAAAGCCAUGGCCAGCAGAGUGAAUUGUGAGUGGUGGCGUCAUGUUCAGUUUGAGUGGAGGGAUAAACAUGAACUGCAGGCCCAGGCGGCUGUUUUCCGGGAACGACUCUCCAGCUACUGGCGGGACUUGGCGCAGCUGCUCUCACUCGAUGCGACCCUCGCCUCGCAGCUGUUGGUUCCCCUCGCAUUCGAACGAAUGGGUAACCACGCAAGUGAUCAGCAACUCCACGGUUGGAUUAAGGACAUGGAACGUGUGAAAGACACGCUGCGCACGAAAUUAACCGGAUGGGUACAUGACAUGCAAUUAGCCAGCAAACAGGUGGAGCACUACGAGGUGGAAGAAGACAAGGACAGGCCAGGGCACUUGAUAAUCAGGCAGCCGCUGUUGAGUGAACGCCUGCUGCGCUAUCAGCCGUGGAGCCCCUCCUUUGACGACGACUUCAGUGCGCUGUGCGAGGAGCGGCAGCCAGAGGCGUCGCAAAUGUUCAGCCUCGCUGACGAUCUGUACACCUUCCAUCGUGUCUACUGGUACACUACACCUGAGUACAUCGAUGCAUUCUACGAAGAUGACGUCAAGAUUGUAGACGAGGAGUGGCAGCUGGAGGACAGAAGCCACGAUACGCUCUCCGUGAACACUGACUGCGUGCAGCUGUUGGUGAACGCCCUGGACCACCCCACGUGUCCGCUGGAAGACCUGCCACUGGAAGCCGUGAAGCAGCGCGAGCAGUGCCGCGAGCAGCUGUGGGACGACGUGGUGCAGAGGUCGCCCCACGUACCCGUCACCAGCUACCUGGCCUACACGCAGAGGAUAAACGUCAACCUCUGUCUGCUGGCCUGGAUGGCGGUCAACUCGUACGGCAUUUGUCAGGACGUCCCGUUUAGUAUGAUACAGUCCGUGCACGAUGCUCGCUGCUAUUUCGAUAGUCCUGACGAUCAAUCAUGUCGGCAGUCGAACGCUACAGACGCCAUCUGCUCUGUUUCCAGAGCUAUUCUGUUGCUAAAGUGUCGCGACUUUUCCUCCAUUAGGACUUCCCUGAAUUGCGUCCCUGACUUAUCUACAGCAGUGCUGAUAGACAGCGCCCUCACACUUCUCAGCUGUAUCUGGCUGAACUCAUUCUGCUACCAGAUGUAUUCUUGUGUUCGCCAUCUCAGGCUUCCUAACCAGCUACUACCUGCUGAAGUAAGCCAGUUAUUCUGUCGUGAGGUGCUGUAUGUGCUUAUACCGUGGCGUAUGGCCGUGCGCCUCGAUUCUGUCAGCCCGCUUUGCCUGACGCCACAAGAGCGCGCCGCGGCCUUCUCUUUAGGUGGUGGUGGCCAGAGCCGACACGGGGCGCACUGGGGGCGCUUAGCGGCCCACCCACACAAGCGUCCUGCACCACCGGGACACGCGUGA